This is a messenger RNA of Saccharomyces cerevisiae S288C, 672 nucleotides long. It is a transcript of the gene SHU2, whose product is annotated as Shu2p. Gene Ontology annotation, cellular component: nucleus. The record is from RefSeq and is marked reviewed. The transcript has a single exon. Lineage: Eukaryota; Fungi; Ascomycota; Saccharomycetes; Saccharomycetales; Saccharomycetaceae. The coding region runs from base 1 to 672 and encodes 223 amino acids.
AUGUCGAAGGAUGUAAUAGAAUACUCUAAAUUAUUUGCUAAACUGGUUAACACAAACGAUGAUACAAAACUGGAUGAUACAAUAGCAUCCUUCUUAUAUUAUAUGUUUCCAAGGGAACUAUUUAUUCGAGCAAUUUCAUUACUAGAAUCUUCAGACAUGUUUAUAUACAUAUUAGAUAGAGUCCAUAACAAGGAAGGUAAUGAGCAUACAUCAUUGAUUGAUGUGUUAGUUGAUGAAUUUUAUAAGGGUUCAUCUAAUUCGCUCCUGGAGUAUCGCUUAAUAGUGAAGGAUACUAAUGAUGGAGCGCCACCAAUACUCGUAGAUAUCGCACACUGGUUCUGCUCAUGUGAAGAGUUUUGUAAAUACUUUCAUGAAGCACUAGAAAAAACUGACGAAAAAGAAGAAUUACACGAUGUGCUAAUAAAUGAAGUUGAUGAUCAUUUGCAAUUUUCGGAUGAUAGGUUUGCACAGCUGGAUCCUCAUAGCUUAUCAAAGCAGUGGUAUUUCAAAUUUGAUAAAGUUUGUUGUUCGCAUCUACUGGCGUUCUCCAUUUUGCUUAGAUCUUCCAUAAAUGUGCUGAAGUUUUUCACUGUGAACUCGAAUAAAGUUUUCGUUAUAGCAAUAGAUAAUAUCGACGAGUGGUUAAACUUGCACAUCAACAUAGUUGAGUAA